CCAUUACUUACUCGUACUCCAUUGCGACAAAUGCAGCUGAUGUAUGGCUGUGUCUGUAUGUAUGCAGAGUCGUUUUCAGAAAGUCUUGGCGUCAGUUUUUAUUGUUGUAUUUUGUUAUGAACGAGCUUGUUCAAUUGACGUCUCGAUAAAUUUAAUGUUUUACGCCGCGUAAUUAGUCGACUAUCGGAAAAGACAUAUAAAGCAACCUUUUGCGCGAGGAAAAAAAUAAAAAAACCUUUGGUUAUGUACAGUGUAGCAAGCAAUAAAAUGCGAAAACGUUAGGGCAUUUAAGUAGUGAUUAAAUACAGUUAAUUACUGUGACUGUCUAAUACUCUUGCCAAUGGAGACAUGCCGUGAAAUUAUCUAUUCAAUACUAUGUCUUGUUUCAAAAGCUACUAUGACAACUGGACGUGAACCUGGGCAUCCUGUUCAACAGUCCUGAAAUGGGUCUUUUAGGCUCAACUGAAAAAAAAGAAGAAAACAAACAGGAUACCAAUAAAAUACAAAAUAAUUCAGCUAGUCGAUUCACAAUUAAAGAAUCUAACACUAAUCCUGAAAAUAAAAAUAAUACUAUGGAUAUUAAUGAUAUCAUAAGCAUGCCAUCUGAGGCAGGAACUGAAUCUACCUUGGAAAGUGAAAUUGAUGCUCUAUCGAAGAUCAUAACGGAUACUAAAGAUGACACCCAGAAACUAGAAGAUAACGAUGAGGAUUUCAAGUUGGAUAAUGAUGAUUUAUCCUUUACUGCCAGUUUCCCAUGUGAUUCAGGAGUUGAGUAUGAUAAAGGUGAUUUAUUACCAGAUGAUGGUUUAAUGAUGAAAGAUAUUUUAGACAGUUCUACAAAAGUUGAUAAAUUUAUAUCUACAUCAGUAACAGAAGGUCAUAACCAAGAAUUACUGGAUGGUAAAUUGAAAUUGAAACUUCAGAUACAUACAUAUGCAUCAAAAUCAAGUGAUGGGGACCAUGGGAAUGAAAAAUCUGAUAAUGCAUCAAAGGGUCAAAAAGAAAAUAUAGAACAUCCAACUUCUUCGAAAUCUGUAGAUGAAGAUUGUGCAAUUGAACCUUUAGGCGUUAAUAAUAGUUUUUCAUUAAUAAAUCUAGAAUAUGAAUCCCGUGAAUUCCAAGUCUGUUCAGACAGUCAAAGCAUAUCUACAUUAGAGGCACAGCAAAUUAUAAGUCCAGAAAAUAAAACUGAAAUCGGCUAUACUGAAAAUGUACUAGAAACUAUGAAAAACUAUGAACUUGUUUCUGUGGUCAAUAAAAGUGAAUCCAUAUCAAAUUUACCUACAGAAACCAGAGAAUUAGACGUUACAUUUGAUAAUAAAUUAGACACGGAAAGCGAAAAUUUUAAAAUUACUGAAACAAUUUUAAAAGAAAAUAAAAAUGAACAAAAUUCUAUGGAUGCAAGUGACGAUCCACAAGAUUUUGUCAAUAAAGUGACAGAAAUACAAAGUGUUGUUGAUACUUGCCUCCCUCAAAAGGAAAGCGAUGUAAAGGCAAGCCAUAGUGAUGCUAACAAACUAUUGCAAGAAAGUUUGGCCGAAGAAACUCCAAUGGAACUGGUAAAAGAAAAUGAAGCAGAAAAUAGUAACAUUGAGCAGGAAAAAAUAGUGGAUGAAGGAGACGGCGAUUCCAAUACAAAAAUAAUUAAAACCAAAAACAAUGAAAUGACGAAUCCAGGCAAUGAAGUAGAAAAAAUCGUCAGCAGUGUUAGUGAAGUAACUGCUAAAUCAGAUGUUGCAGUUCCUGAAAUUAUAAAUACUUUGGAAAUGGAUCAGACAAAACUAAACUCUUAUGGAGAUUUUAAAGUAUCUCACGAAAAAGAAGUUUUUGAAGUUUCAUUAACGAGCAGUUCUGCAAUAACUGAUGUGUCACACAAGGAAAAACUAAAAGUUGAUUCUAUACGUUUUGAAGAUUCCGAAAAUUCAGAUAAGAAACAGGAUAUAGUGAGUUUGGAGGGUACAAAUAUCACUGCAGAUGCACAUGAUAAGGAGACUGUUCAAGAAGCAAUAAAUGUUGAUGUACACAAGCAAGAACUACGCGAUACUGUGGUUGAAAAUAUUAACAUUUUAGAAAAAACUGCUGUAAUAGUAACCAAUGAAACUUCUCAAAAUGAAAAUACUGAUGUUGUUAUUGGAGAUUUAAAAAUUAUUGAAUCUAUAAUAGAUAACGUAGGAUCAGAAAAUAAUUCUAAAAUAAGUGAUGAUGACCAAGUUGUUAUUUCCUCUACAGUAUCUUCUGAUGAUAAAAAUGAAAUAGAAGAUACAAAUGUGAAAGUACCUGUUGAUGAAAAACUGUUCAGUAGAGAAACUGAUGAUAAAGUAGAUAAAGAAUGUAUUAUUAUGCAGGAAACUGAAAACAUCAAAGAAACAGGGGACAAUUUGGUUGAAAGUUUACCAAACUCGAGUAUCAUUCUCAACAUUGCCAAAACUACCAAAACAGAUAAUUUGGUAAUCCAUGCCAACGAGUUAACAACAGUUAAAGAACUUGUACAAAAUAUUCCAUCUACUAUUUCGCAUGAAACACAGGAAGAAGAUCGAAAUCUAACAUUAGUGUUAGAUGAGCAUGAGAUAUCAAAGAAUACCGAUUUGGUAGAGUACGAAGGAAAUCCAGAAGAAUCUAAAAUUGAAAAAAAAGAUAAAAUUGAAACUACUAAAACAGGACAAAUAUUUAAAGAAAAUGUAGACCAUGAAAUACCUGACGAGACUGAAGAUCCGGUAGAAAUCAAUUUAUCUCUUGAUCCAGAUGGGGAUAGUUCACCAAUUUCUCAUGAUGUGACUGAAGAACACAUGGUAACUGACCCUCUGGAAAAAUUAGUUGAAAUGGAAAAUAUUAUUGAUAGCAAGUCUCUAGAAGAAUCUGGUGCCCAUCAAAAGAUUGAUGAAACUUGUAACAAUGAGCAAGUUUUAGAGUCACAAGAACCUACACCAUGUGCUGUACAUGAAGUAGGAAAAAAUUCAGGUUCUGUCUUGGAUGUAACACUAGAUACUGAAAAAAAUAGUAACAAAGAAACAGCUCACUUUGCUCAUUCAGAUACCUCAAAUUUACCAGACAUAGAUUUUCAAUCCUUAGAUGAAAAAUCUCAAGACUCAUUGUCAAUUCUUAAUGCUUUACAAUCUGAAUCAAUAUCAAUUGAUCAAGAAAAAGAAAAUAACAAAUUUGAGUCUACAGGAAAAGAGGAUGAAAUAUCACUGAUAUUUGAUGAAUCAAGUCAAUCGCCCAGACACACAGAUAAAUUUGUCAAUGAUUUGUAUAAAAGUUGUGUUCCAGAUGACACAAUUAAUAGCAAUCAUACUCCAGUAGACAAUAUUGAAGAGUUCAAUGAAUCAUCAUCUAUGAAUGAACAACCGGAUGAUAUAAGUAGAGAGAUGAAGGAAGAUACAAAUGUGGCUUUAAGUUUAGACAAUGGUGCACAAUCAGAAGAUAUGAAAGCACCAGAAACUCAUUUAAAAGCUUUCCUUAAUAUUGAAGAUGCUAAUAUCGAAGAUUCAGCUGAGAUAUCAGAGCUUGAAUCUGCUGUCAAGUUCUUACAAGAAUCUGAAGAGCAGGAUAUUCAGAAUUCAAGAAUUGUACAAGAUAGUAGCAUUAACGAACGUAAUACUAGUAUAUUUGUUGCUGUGGAUGACAGUAUAUGCGAUAAUGCUUCUGAACAUAUAUCAGACUUGCCGGAAACAACGUUAGAUCCAAUAGCAAUAUCUGAAGCUGAAAUAAUUUCCGAGGCAGCCAAAUUAGAGAGUGAACGCAAAGAAAAGCUUCAACUGGACCAUCAGUUUGAAAGUGCAGAGCAAACAUCAAUUGAUUUGGGUAGUACAGAUAUAACAGAAUCUGGCGCUUUACCUUCCACUGAUAAUUUGUUAGCUACUAUGAAGCCUACUAAAUCAUUUGACAUUUUAUCAGAAGUUCCAGGCGUGGAUACUUUGAAGGUUCCGCUGCUAAGACAAAGAAAGUUAACUCCAGGUGUCUUGCCUGAAGCAUCACUUCUUGAUGAGCGUUACAAGGAACCACCAAAAAUUGAGAUUCCGGAGAUUUCACCACCUCUUCCAAGCACACCCAGAGCAAGCUUACUUAUCCAAAAAGAUGCAAAACAGCGAUUGGAAUCUCCAGAUAGACUCUCAGUAUACAGUGAGCCCAAGAUAACUGAUACCCCCAAGAAAGACAGUGAAAAACAGCAGCAACAAUACCCAGAAUCUGAAAACAUUGGCUCACCAAGAAUAAUACUAAAAAUUGCGAAGUCAGCGAUAGCCGAGUGUUCAGAACCACGUUCACCCAAGAGUCCGAAAAUCCGUUCCGCAGCAAAUUCACCCAACCCAGAUGACAGUCCUGGCCAAAAACUCGGUAAAAUUAAACUCAAACUUUCUAAAGGAGGACACCCGUCAAUAAUACCAAAUAACGAUGAGGAAACAGCGCAGUGGCAUACGGAUUCACCAAGUUCGGCUUCGCCUCUGGGUAUGAAAAUCAAGCUCAGCAAAUCUGGUGAUGCCUCGGUAGUGGAAAGUUCCAAAGGCCACGAUGAGAUGCAAAAGCAUGAGGAAGGAUAUAGACCGGAAAUGCCGAUCGGUAUGAAGAUCAAACUGUCAAAGAGCGGCGAUGCUUCCAUUGUGCAGCACGAUAGCAGUCCAAAGGAAAGUAUAGAAGGCAAGUUGAGGCAUAAGGAUGCCAAAGAAGGUGCUCAGGAAGCUCCGAGUACGAAGAAGCAGGACUCGCCGUCAAUCGGCAUGAAAAUCAAGUUAUCAAAGUCUGGUGACGCAUCGAUAAUUCAGCAAGACGUUGAGGAAAUGCAAGAUAGCGGAAGACGCACCGACUCUCCGAUUGGUAUGAAAAUUAAAUUAUCAAAGUCUGGAGAUGCCUCAGUUGUGUCUAACGAGUAUCUGGAAGACGUACCAGACAGAACGGAGGAACCAUUUAAACGCACAGAUUCACCUAUGGGCGUGAGGAUCAAGCUUGCCAAAUCCAAAAGCGGCAAUGCCUCUAUUAUAAGCAGCGAAACUAUUGAAGAAUCCGAAAAUGCAAAGAAGAUUAGGGAGAUUGAAGCAUUAGGCGAGGAAAGCGCGAAAGUCGGUAUUGGUAUGAAAAUUAAACUCUCAAAGUCGGGUGACGCUUCCGUCAUUCGAGAUGACUCUUCAAUUGAACCAGCGAGAAAAUCAGGAGAGCUACCCAUCGGUAUGAAGAUCAAACUCUCGAAAACCGGCGAACCUUCAAUUAUUCAUACGGACAUCUCGAAAAAGAUCCAUUCGGAUGGGUCGAUCGAAUCAGCGAAGAAUCAAUCUACUCAUGCUGAUACCGCGAUGAUGGACUUGCACAACAAGCGGAAGGAAAUUACGAUUUCACCGGUCGAAAGCAAAAAGACCAAAAUGGAUGCUAACAUCAAGCAAAUCUUACCGGACAUCACUAUCCAGCCUAUCGCGUCUCCUGUUAAAAAGGAUCAGCAGAAGUUAAUGCUUGAUCCAAAUGCUAGCAACAUCAGUCGACAACAGAUGAACGUUAUCAAUCAAGAAAUCAGUAUUACUCAGAUCUGCUCGCUAUCAACAGGUGAUAAAUUGAUGGGUGAUCGUCUUAAACAUACUCUAAACGCUGGAUCGGACCCAUCUUCUUCUUCGCCCUUGAAUUCUGACUGCGAGAUAAUAGAGCCUCAACCUGAACUGAUAAUCGUCAACGAGAACUCUAAUUCCAGUCAGGACAUCAUGAUAAUUGAUGAAGUUCCUUCUAUCAAAUCUUUGGUGAAGGUCCCAAAAAAACGGGGCCGUCCUCGCAGAAACGCUGCCGCUGCAUCUGCUGUCAACAUCAAUAUGUCUGGCUUCCAGGAACAGUUUGAGCUGCAACGCGAUCCGUUGAGUCUUGAUCAGCCACCCAUGCCUAUGUUCCAGCAACAAAUUCAUGAUCGGAUGAAUCUUCAUCAACUUCAGCAGCAGUUGCCUGGUGCUGGUGAGAGUAGCGAGAGGCCCAGAAGAACUUGCAGAAGUCAGAAGAGCUAUGCACCACCAAAAAGAGGCAGGGGCAGAGGUCGUGGAAAGAGAAAAAAUGAUACUAUCGACAUACCAAUGAAAAAACAGCGAAUAGAACAGGAUCUAACUGCAAUUGAAAACGCAACAACAGCUGUCAUUUCCCUAGAAAAAUUGCCCAUUGAAACCUCUCCGGAAUUAUUCAAAGCUCUAAACCAGCCUACACUCGAAAGAAUUAUAGGUGUAUCGAAGCCUACCGAGCGAAAUAAAAAAGUUGAAUUUGUGCAAAUUCCUGACAACACACUAACGAUUUCUGAAAUGCCCCCUCAUCAGAAGAAAGUCCAAGUUGAGAUACAUCGAGAUCUUCCUAAAAAUGUUGCAGAAAAACUUAAAUUAUCUGAAGUUCCAGCGUCAGCGUCACAUUUGUCUACCAACGCAUCUUUACCAUCAAUCAGUGAUAAAGAGGUAACAGAAGUCGAAGGGACGGAUCAACUAAUCGAAAAAUCGGAUACAAUCAUCAUUAAAAUAACCGAAGAAGAAGACAAACAGCAGAAUGAGAUAGUCGUACUCAAUGAGCACAACGAAAUGAUACCCAAUAGAAACGAUUUAUCCGGACAGCAACAUCAAAACUGGCUUGCACCUGCUAUUAGGAAGGUUUCAAUCGAAUCUACGGCUGCGAGGACUGAAUCUACUAUGUCUACAUUGACUGUUAUAGACGAAGAGACCAGAAUGAGCGCAGAGUCCUGUUCCAGAUCACAAACACCAGCUAGAAAUAUCUCGGUUCCAGGUGCGUCAGAGGCAGGGCUGCUAAAUGAGGAGUCACAAGGUAGUACAGCAACGACAGAGUCGGAGAAGGUUAAGGUAAAGAUCCGGCGCAUGGAGAUCAAUCUCGACCCAGAUGAAGGACCGUUCACUGUCGAAAAGAUCGCCGAGUAUGAAUGGCCACCCAAGGAUGAUGAAGCCAGAUCAGCCGCUACGCGCGCCGAGACCUUCAUGAUUCAGGAACAAAUAUCCCAAUAUUUGGGAGUCAAAAGCUUCAAAAGGAAAUAUCCGGACCUUAAAAGACGGAUGGUGGAUAUGGAGGAGCGCAAUUUCCUUAGAGAAAACGGACUUGUCAGUGAAUCUAUGUGCGAUAUGGGCCUCACAGCAGUUUCAAGCUCCGAAGUACUUGACAUAAUGUGCAGCGACUUCCCAGAACAGUAUGAGGAAUAUCGCAAACACAUGCGCGAAAAAGCUGCAAAAGAACACUCGAAAAAACAAAAGGAACUGUCAGCUGCUGCCAACGCUGAACGCAACAGAAUAGAUCUGGCGGAGAUGGCUAUGCAAUCGGCUUUAAAUUGGAAUUUGGGACUAAACAAGGCACGUCGCGAGAACCGAAGGUGCAGUCUUGACUUACAGACCUUUACCGUACAUAUGCCGAAACGAGCCAUUAAGUUUGACCCAUCUAAGAGAGGCAGCCACUACCCCGUCGCACUCAUACCCGGACAGUAUACUGACUAUUACAGGGAGUAUACGCCAGCUGAGCUUAGGUAUUAUCCAUUGAACACGGUUCUAUAUGGACCGAUGCGUCCGAACGAGAGAAAGUUUGAUAGCCAAUCCGAAGGUUCACAAAGUGAUAGCGAUAGCGACUCCUCGUCUGACGAUUCCAGCUCAUCUUCGAGCGAAGGUACCCAAGAUACGGAGGGCUCACAAUCGACGAUGGACGAAGUCGACAUGGAACUCGCUAUCCAGUCAGAUAUCAAAUGUAAGAUGUGUCUGAACCAUCUGAACAAAAGCAACCGACCUGAGGUUCUUAUUCAAUGCGGUACCUGCAAUGGUAACGUUCAUCCCUCCUGCAUAGACUUAACGUUAGACAUGGUGCCUCACAUUCGUGCGUAUGCCUGGCAGUGCACCGACUGUAAAACGUGUGCACAGUGUCAUGAUCCCGCUGAUGAGGAUAAGAUGCUCUUCUGUGAUAUGUGUGAUAGAGGAUACCAUAUUUACUGCGUGGGACUGAGAAGGGUACCGCAGGGUAGGUGGCAUUGCCAGGAGUGCGCAGUUUGCGCAAACUGUGGAUCCAAAGAACCUGGUGGUGCAAACUCUGAUAGGAACAGUGUCGCUCAAUGGCAACACGAGUACAAGAAAGCCGAUAAAAAUACCCGAGUAUACGUUUCGACAUUCUGCGUACCCUGUUCAAAGCUGUGGCGAAAAGGUCGCUAUUGCCCGCACUGCAGUCGCUGUCAUAACGCCCCACGACUUGACCUGGAACCAAAUCUAGUGCAUUGCGGAGCAUGUGACAAAUACCUGCACUUGGGUUGCGUGGAAACCAAGGAGCUGAUAAUUGAUAAGAAAAAUUAUUUGUGCGAGUUUUGUUCUCCAAACAGACAACCCUUGGCGAAACCACUGAUAUCUAAGACAUUCAAAACGUAGUUGAAUUCGACAUUUAAAGUGUAAAAUACAAAAUAAAGGCAAGGACUACGCCAGAACUAAACUGGUUCUUAAGCUAAGGACAAGUAUCAGUUGGCAGAGACAAAAGUGUGAUGGAUAUUGUGUAGUGGAAUAUUGUGAAAAACAUUUUUUUAAACUUCAUGGGUGUACCUGUGGUGUGCUUUUCGCCAACAGACCUUGUAAAAUCUUUGUUAGAUUAUAGUUGCAUGAGGUUGUAAUUUGCAUUAUAAAUAGCCUCACAUGUAGGAGCAAAAAAUGUUAAAUAUAAGGCUUAAACGAUUGAUGUUGAAAGAUCACCGCUAUGUGAUCCAUCCAUUAUUCAGUUUUUAAUUAAGCAGGCGAACAAUUGUAAAUUUUAGGCGUUUUUUAUUGAGGAACUUUGAGACGUUUCAAUAAAUACAAGUAACAAUGAAAAA
Molecule: messenger RNA, 8779 nt
Organism: Nasonia vitripennis (jewel wasp)
Lineage: Eukaryota; Metazoa; Arthropoda; Insecta; Hymenoptera; Pteromalidae
Gene: e(y)3
Product: extracellular matrix-binding protein ebh
Exons: 14
Coding region: 444-8345 (2633 amino acids)
Source: RefSeq, a predicted model, not a curated record